Messenger RNA from Microthlaspi erraticum, 1518 nucleotides. The record is from the annotation of a GenBank genome assembly. Lineage: Eukaryota; Viridiplantae; Streptophyta; Magnoliopsida; Brassicales; Brassicaceae.
AUGUCUGAUCUUUUGCAGGACUUUAAGGAUAUCUUUCCAAAGGAUAAUCCCACAGGUUUGCCUCCUGUUCGUGGCAUUGAACAUCAGAUUGAUUUUUUUCCAGGAGCCACACUCCUAAACCGUCCAGCAUACCGCACCAAUCCGGUCAAAACAAAAGAAGUACAACGCCAAGUUGAUGAGCUCAUGGAAAAAGGCCAUAGCGGAGAGAUCUUGAGCCCUUGUGCUGUCCCGGUCUUGCUGGUGCCAAAGAGAGAUGGUAGCUGGCGCAUGUGUGUUGAUUGUCGGGCAAUCAACAAUAUCACUGUAAAGUAUCGCCAUCCCAUUCUUAGACUUGAUGAUAUGCUUGAUGAAUUGCAUGGUUCUAGUAUCUUUUCUAAGAUUGAUAUUAAGAGUGGUUAUAAUCAGAUUAGGAUUAAAGAAGGUGAUGAAUGGAAAACCGCAUUUAAAACUAAGCAUUGUCUAUAUGAGUGGCUUGUUAUGCCAUUUGGUCUCACUAAUGCUCCUAGUACAUUCAUGCGGUUAAUGAACAAUGCCCUUAGAGCAUUCAUUGAUAACCUUGUCUUCUUAGGCUUUGUUGUGAGUGAAGAUGGAGUUAAGGUGGACGAAGAGAAGGUUAAAGCCAUUAGAGAUUGGCCGGGUCCUAAGACUGUUGGAGAAAUCAAGAGCUUCCAAGGCUUAGCCUGGUUCUAUCGGAGAUUUGUUAAGGAUUUCAGCACCUUGGCCACACCAUUUACAGAAAUCAUCAGGAAAGACACUGGAUUCAAGUUGGAAAAGGCUCAAGAGGAUGCUUUCCAGGCGCUCAAAGACAGACUUACUAACGCCCCUGUUUUGAUCUUAUCUGAUUUUCUUAAAACUUUUGAAAUUGAGUGUGAUGUCUCAGGUCAGCAGAAACUCAACAAGAGACAUGCCAGAAGGGUUGAGUUCAUUGAGACAGUUCCAUAUGUCAUCAAGUACAAGAAAGGUAAGGAUAAUUUAGUUGAUGAUGCAUUAUCCCAAAGGUACACUCUAAUCUCUACUCUUGAUUACAAGAUGGGUUUCUCUUCUAUGAGAACCGCUUGCGUGUGCCUAACUGCUCUCGUCGAGAUUUAUUUGUCAGGGAAGCACAUGGAAGAGGCCUUAUGGGACAUUUUGGCGUGGCCAAAACUCUUGAGGUUCUCUAAAUUGGCGCAUUUCAUAGUAUGUCAUACGACUUAUGAUGCAUCUCAUGUAGCUGAGUUGUUCUUUAAAGAGGUUGUUCGUUUGCAUGGCAUGCCUAGGACUAUUGUGUCUGAUAGAGACACCAAGUUUCUGAGCUAUUUCUGGAAAACAUUGUGGUCUAAACUUGAUGAUUCAGAUUUGAAGUCACAUAUUUUUCAAGAGAGAGGGGAUGAUAUGACUAUGGCCGAGGUCAUGGACAAGGAGCAUGAGGGACAGCAUGAACCAAAGGAAGGAAAGUUUGUAGCAGAGGAAGCUUUGGCCGGACCAAUGGGUCCAAUGACUCGAUUUCGCACUAAGUACUCAACCAGACCAUUGGUUUGA